Molecule: messenger RNA, 640 nt
Organism: Aspergillus piperis CBS 112811
Lineage: Eukaryota; Fungi; Ascomycota; Eurotiomycetes; Eurotiales; Aspergillaceae
Exons: 1
Coding region: 350-544 (64 amino acids)
Source: RefSeq, a predicted model, not a curated record
GGCCAAUGGAAGCUCCCAAUUGGUCGAUGUGUAACCCCAUUGCCGAUUCAUUCGGCUUGUUCGAAGAGGAGCAGAACGAUAUCUUUGACUUCUUACCAAUGAUGCCGUCAAUUCCACAAUAGUCCAGGAGUGUAGCAGUGGUUGGCUACCUAUGGAAGAACUAUAUCCUUCAUUCAUGACGGGCCUGUCCCCCUCAAUAGACGUGUAAGCUGGGUACGCCAUCAGGAAUUCGACCCAUUCGGGGUCGAACCAUGGACUACACGAGGCGAUCAACUAGGUAUGCUCGUCGAAACGCUAAAGGUAGAAAGAAAGAUAGCUCGAAAAUGCGGUAAGGAACUUCCAGGGGAAUAUGUGCGGUGCUUGCGUUGCCGAACCCAACCUGCCCGUUAUCCACCCAGCAGGAAAUUUGGCGCAUAGCAUGCCGCUUGCUGAUCAAUCCUUGAUGGGAAAGGCUGGAUCUGAUCCACCGAGCUUGGGCAGACUCGCCAAGGACAGACUUUUGCUUUCAAUGACAGAUGGUGUGGCCUUGAAAGCCAGUUUUUGAACCCGGCUCCUGAUCGGCGCCGUCGCCGGGAUGCUCUGUGGCCCCGGUGCCGGACCGGCCCCGAUGCUGCAGUUGCAGAAGAUGAAGAUCCAACAU